Molecule: messenger RNA, 3177 nt
Organism: Neogale vison (American mink)
Lineage: Eukaryota; Metazoa; Chordata; Mammalia; Carnivora; Mustelidae
Gene: RARB
Product: retinoic acid receptor beta
Exons: 8
Coding region: 522-1868 (448 amino acids)
Biological process (GO): cellular response to corticotropin-releasing hormone stimulus; retinoic acid receptor signaling pathway; regulation of transcription by RNA polymerase II
Cellular component (GO): transcription regulator complex; nucleus
Molecular function (GO): nuclear glucocorticoid receptor binding; nuclear receptor activity; zinc ion binding
Source: RefSeq, a predicted model, not a curated record
GGUUCACCGAAAGUUCACUCGCAUAUAUUAGGCAAUUCAAUCUUUCAUUCUGUGUGACAGAAGUAGUAGGAAGUGAGCUGUUCAGAGGCAGGAGGGUCUAUUCUUUGCCAAAGGGGGGACCAGAAUUCCCCCAUGCGAGCUGUUUGAGGACUGGGAUGCCGAGGACGCGAGCGAGCCGGGCAGGGUUUGUCUGGGCACCGUCGGGGUAGGAUCCGGACCGCAUUCGGAAGGCUUUUUGCAGGCAUUUGCUUGGAAGGAGAACUUGGGAUCUUUCUGGGAACCCCCGCCCCGGCUGGAUUGGCCGAGCAAGCCUGGAAAAUGGUAAAUGAUCAUUUGGAUCAAUUACAGGCUUUUAGCUGGCUUGUCUGUCAUAAUUCAUGAUUCGGGGCUGGGAAAAAGACCAACAGCCUACGUGCCAAAAAAGGGGCAGAGUUUGAUGGAGUUGGGUGGACUUUUCUAUGCCAUUUGCCUCCACACCUAGAGGAUAAGCACUUUUGCAGACAUUCGGUGCAGGGGAGAUCAUGUUUGACUGUAUGGAUGUUCUGUCAGUGAGUCCUGGGCAAAUCCUGGAUUUCUACACUGCGAGUCCGUCUUCCUGCAUGCUCCAGGAGAAAGCUCUCAAAGCAUGCUUCAGUGGAUUGACCCAAACCGAAUGGCAGCAUCGGCACACUGCUCAAUCAAUUGAAACACAGAGCACCAGCUCUGAGGAACUGGUCCCGAGCCCUCCGUCUCCACUUCCUCCCCCCCGUGUGUACAAACCCUGCUUCGUCUGCCAGGACAAAUCAUCGGGGUACCACUAUGGAGUCAGCGCCUGUGAGGGCUGUAAGGGCUUUUUCCGCAGAAGUAUUCAGAAGAACAUGAUUUACACUUGUCACCGAGAUAAGAACUGUGUUAUUAACAAAGUCACCAGGAAUCGAUGCCAAUACUGUCGACUCCAGAAGUGCUUUGAAGUGGGAAUGUCCAAAGAAUCCGUCAGGAAUGACAGGAACAAGAAGAAGAAGGAGCCUUCGAAGCAGGAAUGUGCAGAAAGCUAUGAAAUGACGGCUGAGCUGGACGAUCUCACAGAGAAGAUCCGCAAAGCCCACCAGGAAACCUUCCCCUCGCUCUGCCAGCUGGGUAAAUACACCACGAAUUCCAGUGCUGACCAUCGAGUCCGACUGGACCUGGGCCUCUGGGACAAGUUCAGUGAACUGGCCACCAAGUGCAUUAUUAAGAUUGUGGAGUUUGCUAAACGUCUGCCAGGCUUCACCGGCUUGACCAUUGCAGACCAAAUCACCCUGCUGAAGGCUGCCUGCCUGGACAUUCUGAUCCUUAGAAUUUGCACCAGGUAUACCCCAGAACAAGACACCAUGACAUUUUCAGAUGGCCUUACCCUAAAUCGAACUCAGAUGCACAAUGCUGGAUUUGGUCCUCUGACUGACCUUGUGUUCACCUUUGCCAACCAGCUCCUGCCUUUGGAAAUGGAUGACACAGAAACAGGCCUUCUCAGUGCCAUCUGCUUAAUCUGUGGAGACCGCCAGGACCUUGAGGAACCAACAAAAGUAGAUAAGCUACAAGAACCACUGCUGGAAGCACUAAAAAUUUAUAUCAGAAAGAGACGACCCAGCAAGCCUCACAUGUUUCCAAAGAUCUUAAUGAAAAUCACAGACCUCCGCAGCAUCAGUGCUAAAGGUGCAGAACGUGUAAUUACCUUGAAAAUGGAAAUUCCUGGAUCAAUGCCACCUCUCAUUCAGGAAAUGCUGGAGAAUUCUGAAGGACAUGAACCCUUGACCCCAAGUUCAAGUGGGAACCCAGUGGAGCACAGUCCCAGCACCUCACCCAGCUCAGUGGAAAACAGCGGUGUCAGUCAGUCACCACUGGUGCAAUAAGACACUUUCCAGCUACUUCAAACAUUCCCCAGUACCUUCAGUUCCAGGAUUUAAAAUGCAAGGAAAAAGAAAAAACAUUUUUACUGCUGCUUAGUUUUUGGACUGAAAAUAUAUUAAAACUCAAGAAGGACCAAGAAGUUUUCAUAUGUAUCAAUAUAUACUCUUCACUGUCUAACUUACCCGAAAUACAAACUUUUUCAAUUCUAAAAAUCAGCCAUUUCAUGCAACCAGAAACUAGUUAAAAGCUUCUAUUUUCCUCUUUGAACACUCAAGAUUGCAUGGCAAAGACCCAUUCAAAAUGAUUUGCCCCGGUUAAGUUUCUGAAGACUUUGUACAUACAGAAGUAUGGCUCUGUUCUUUCUAUACUGUAUGUUUGGUGCUUUCCUAUUGCCUUGCAUACUCAGAAUAACCAUGACAGCAAGGUUGUGAAACAGACUACUGUACGUGUCCAGCUAAGAAAGGCUCAAAAAAAUAACUGUCUUGCUUUCACAGAGCAAUCAGGACAUCAAGGUAAGGAAAGGGGACUGUUGUACAGUAUGACAAGAUAAAGCUAGAGAUAAUUCUAAUUUAGUUAGUACGGAAGCUUGUCCUUGCUCUUUUUGACGCUCUCAAACUGCGUCUUCUAUUUCAUGUUGCCCAGUAAAAAGAUACAAAUUCACUGCACUAGCAGAAGAGAAUUCUGUAUCAGUGUAACUGCCAGUUCAGUUAAUCAGUUGUCAUUUGUUCGAUUGUUAAUGUCACUUUAACAGUGGUUUAUUACUUAAUGACAUAACUACACAAUUUUUAAAAAAAAAAAAAAAAAGAUACAUUUUUACAGUAAUGGUAGCCUCCAAGGCAGAAACACUUUUCAGUGUUAGUAAGUUUUUUGUUUACCUAUUCACAAGCCAUUAGGGAAAUUUCAUGGGAUAAUUAGCAGACUGGUCUACCACCCAUACCAUGUAACUCCAGUGUCCUUUCUGAUGCAUGCCUGCUACGGAGGGUUUUUGUAGCCUCCUUGAUGCCCAGAGGCUAAUAUGAACUCCCAAAGGCAUGGACAGAGAAUCUGCAUCCUUUGACCUUGUUCGAUCACUAUGAAGCAGAGUGAAAGCUGUGGUAGAGUGGUUAACAAAUACAAGUGUCAGCUUCUUAGUUCUCAUUUAAGCACUAGUGGAAUUUUUUUUUUUUUUUGAUAUAUUAGCAAGUCUGUGAUGUACUUUCACUGGCUCUGUUUGUACAUUGAGAUUGUUUAACAAUGCUUUCUAUGUUCAUAUACUGUUUACCUUUUUCCAUGGAGUCUCCUGGCAAAGAAUAAAAUAUAUUUAUUUUAAAA